GUGAACUGAAAUAUAUAGAAGAGCUCGAUCUCAGUUAUAACAACUUUGUAGGUGAGUUUCCUUCAUGCAUAACCAGCUUGACUGGACUUCGUGUUCUUGACCUCUCAUGGAACCAAUUGACUAGGACGUUACCAUCUGCUCUCGGUAAUCUCGAAUCCCUCGAGUACUUAUCAUUGUUAUAUAACAACUUCGAAGGCCUCUUCUCACUUGGUUGGCUCGCUAACCUCUCAAAGCUUAAAGUGCUCAAACUUGAUUCAGUAUCCAACACAUUUCAAGUAGAGUUGGAAAGUUCUUGGAAGCCAAAAUUUCAGUUGAGUGUUAUUUCACUAGGAAGUUGCAAUUUGGAGAAGGUUCCUCAUUUUCUCCUAUACCAGAAUGAUUUGCGUCAUGUUGAUCUCUCUAACAAUAAUAUUUCUGGAAAGUUUCCUUCAUGGCUAUUGGAGAAUAAUACAAAACUCGAGGUUUUGCUUCUACAAAACAACUCUUUUACAAGCUUUCAGCUACCACAAUCUGAUAGUAAUCUCCUUUGCCUGGAUGUUUCAGUUAAUGAAUUUGAUCAAAUCUUUCCUGAGAACAUUGGGUGGAUACUUCCUCGUUUACAGUAUAUGAAUCUUGCGAGUAAUGGUUUUCAAGGAAAUCUUCCAUCUUCUUUGGGUAACAUGAAAGAGAUUGAAUUUUUGGAUAUAUCUCUCAACAAUUUCUACAGGAAGCUACCGGGAAUUUUCUUAGAGGGUUGUUAUUCUUUGAGUUUCUUGAAGAUGUCACAUAACCAACUAAGUGGAGAGACAUUCCUAGAGACAGCCAACUUUACUAAUUUAAGUGUGUUGUGUAUGGAUAACAACCUGUUUACAGGAAAGAUUGGAGACGGUUUGCGGAGCUCGAGAUCUUUAUCUAUGCUUGACAUUUCGAACAACGGUUUCUCAGGCGUUAUUCCAAUCUGGAUUGGCGAACUUCCAGAUUUAUAUGCAUUACUGCUUUCACACAACUCAUUGGAAGGUGAAAUACCUCUUUCGUUGUUCAACAUAUCUACACUAGACAUACUAGACCUCUCUGAAAACCGUUUAUCUGGGGGAAUACCUUCGCUUGUCAAUUCUAGAUAUCCGACAGUGUUGCUCUUGCAAGGCAAUAAUUUAUCAGGAGUAAUUCCACACAUAUUGCUAGCACAUGUCACUGUGCUUGAUCUGAAAGAUAACAGAUUGUCCGGAAAUAUUCAUGAGUUCAUCAAGACCCAAUACAUUAGUAUUCUUCUUCUGCGGGGGAAUAAUUUAACAGGUCAUAUUCCCCACCAAUUGUGUCCCCUAAGCGACAUCCAGCUUUUGGAUCUUUCCAACAAUAGACUGAAUGGUUCCAUACCUUCAUGUCUUAGCAAUACAUCAUUUGGUUUUGGGAAUGGGGACAGCUUCGACGGUUCUUAUUUUGAUUCUGGACUUUUUUCCUCAAUAACGUUCUACACAAAUUUCAAAUCUCUGAUCGUGGAAGAUCAGUUUAGCAAGGAUUUCAAGGCCAUGACCAAGACGAUAAUUGACUUUGCAACAAAACACCGAUAUGAUGCCUAUUGGGGUGGAAAUCUGAAAUUAUUGUUUGCAAUGGAUCUCUCAGCAAAUGAGCUUAGCGGAGAGAUCCCAGUAGAGCUUGGAGGUCUUGGGGAAGUACAAGCUCUCAAUCUUUCUCACAUCAAAUUAUCAGGUGUGAUACCAGAAGGCUUUUCAGCUCUGAAGAAUGUGGAAAGCCUUGAUGUAUCUUUCAACAGAUUACAAGGCCGGAUCCCACCACAACUUACAGAUCUUAGCAGCCUUGCUGUCUUCAAUGUCUCAUGCAACAAUUUAUCAGGAAUCAUUCCACAGGGAAGAAAGUUUAACACCUUCGACACGCAAAGCUACUUAGGUAAUCCUCUUCUUUGUGGGAAACCAACCAACACAAGCUGCGAGAGGAAUAACUUUCAAGAACCAAAUAAUGGAGUGGAAGCUGCUGAUGAAUCCACCACAAUCAACAUGGAAUCUUUCUACUGGAGUUCUGCUGCAGCCUAUGUGACAAUACUUCUUGGGUUACUCGCAUCACUCUCCUUUGAUUCUCCUUGGAGCAGAGCUUGGUUCUACAUCGUUGAUGCUUUCAUCCACAAGGGUAGGAGACUGUUGUGAUAAAUAUAACACUGCAGGUGCCUAUGAUGUGCUUGUUUCAUCCCCAUUUGUUGUUGUUCUUCUCAAACCUCAUGCUUUGUUUCAGAAAACAGAACAAAACUUAUGUUUUUGGUUCCUUUGUACUGUCUUUUGUCUUCGUAUAAUAAAAGUAAUGCAUCAAACAUAUCUUGGAGCUGCUUUGGUUGUUUGGUUCAAUACAUAAUCUAUAGUAACACAUGAAACAAUUCCAUAGUAGACGCAACCAGUCAUCCACCAGAUCAUUGAAUGAGAGAAGUGACCACAUAAUCUAUAGUAACGAUUUUUUUCCCUCAAGGAAUUCUAUUCAAGACCUAAAUUUAGUUUCAAUAGAAUGUGAUGUUGUUCUCAAGAUCAAGAAAAAAAAAAAAAUCUAGCUGGUAGAGAACAAAUUUGAAGAAAAAGCCUGAAGCUAAUGCAA
Camelina sativa (false flax) is the source of this 2574-nucleotide messenger RNA. NCBI's taxonomy places the organism in Eukaryota, Viridiplantae, Streptophyta, Magnoliopsida, Brassicales, Brassicaceae. The record is from RefSeq and is a predicted model, not a curated record.